Brassica rapa (field mustard) is the source of this 1969-nucleotide messenger RNA. RefSeq names its product amino acid permease 5. NCBI's taxonomy places the organism in Eukaryota, Viridiplantae, Streptophyta, Magnoliopsida, Brassicales, Brassicaceae. The record is from RefSeq and is a predicted model, not a curated record.
CGGAUGCGGUUUCCUCUCUUCUUCAUGUAAGUCAGAUGUCUCUGUAUUCCAAGCGGCUUUAUAUAUUUAAUAAAUUCGAUCUUAUGUGAGUUCUAUUAUCCAUGCAUUUUUACAAUCUCACAGACCCACAGACCUUACUUCUCAUUUUCUAUGCCUCACUCUCUUUCAAUUACAGAAUCUUCAGCCCAGAGAAAACUGAAACACAUCCUUCUUUGCUGACCGUUGAUUUAUUUGAAAAAUAUCAUUCAACCUCCCUUUGAUUCCUUUCCAUUCAAUUUCAAGAUCUAACCGAGAAAAAAAAACCAAAAACCCUAAACUCUGUCGGGAAGAAGAUGGUGGAGAAUUUAAAGAAUGUUCAAGGAUUAGGUGUCUCCAUGGAUGUUCUUCCUCGAAACAGCUCCGACUUAUUCGACGAAGAUGGCCGUCCCAAGCGAACCGGGACGGUGUGGACAGCAAGUGCACAUAUCAUUACAGCAGUUAUUGGUUCUGGAGUGUUGUCUCUGGCAUGGGCUGUUGCUCAGAUUGGUUGGGUCGGUGGUCCAGCAGUUAUGAUACUCUUCUCUCUCGUCACUUACUACACUUCUAUCCUCCUCUGUACCUGUUACCGCUCCGGCGACUCUGUCACGGGCAAAAGAAACUACACUUACAUGGAUGCUAUCCACUCGAACCUCGGUGGCAUUAAGGUAAAAAUAUGUGGAGUUGUGCAGUAUGUUAAUCUUUUUGGUACUGCAAUUGGUUACACUAUUGCAUCAGCUGUAAGCAUGAUAGCAAUCCAACGAACAAGUUGCCAACAAAGCAAUGGGGACAAAGAUCCAUGUCAUGUCAAUGGCAAUCCUUACAUGAUUGCGUUCGGUGUUAUCCAAAUCGUAUUCUCUCAGAUUCCGGAUUUUGAUCAGUUAUGGUGGCUGUCCAUUGUCGCUGCAGUCAUGUCUUUUGGUUACUCCACAGUUGGGCUUGGUCUUGGUAUCUCCAAAGUGGUAGAGAACAAAGAAAUUAAAGGCACUCUCACUGGAGUCACCAUUGGGACAGUGACAUCGAGUGGGACAGUGACACCUACCCAGAAAGUCUGGAGAACUUUUCAGUCUCUUGGGAACAUUGCAUUUGCCUAUGCUUACUCCAUGAUUCUCAUCGAGAUCCAAGACACAUUAAAAUCACCACCUGCAGAGGAAAACACAAUGAGGAAAGCGACUCUCAUAAGUGUAGUAGUGACAACGCUUUUCUACAUGCUCUGUGGCUGCGUAGGGUAUGCAGCAUUUGGGGAUUCCUCACCAGGGAAUCUCCUUGCUGCUGGAGGAUUCAGAAACCCCUAUUGGUUGCUUGACAUAGCCAAUCUCGCCAUAGUGAUCCAUCUAGUUGGAGCUUACCAAGUCUAUUGCCAGCCACUCUUUGCCUUUGUGGAGAAAGAAGCCUCCAAGAGGUAUCCGGAGAGUAAGUUCAUCACAAACGAGACCAAGAUCCACCUCUUUCCAGGAUCCAAGCCUUUCAAGUUGAAUCUCUUCAGGCUCGUGUGGAGGACGAUCUUUGUGAUUACAACAACAUUGAUCUCUAUGCUAAUGCCUUUCUUCAAUGAUGUACUUGGUCUCUUGGGGGCCAUUGGUUUUUGGCCUCUAACGGUCUAUUUCCCUGUGGAGAUGUACAUUGUACAGAAGAAUGUGCGGAGAUGGAGCACAAGAUGGGUUUGUCUUCAAGUCUUAAGUCUGGCUUGUCUUGUUGUGUCCGUAGCCGCGGCCGCAGGAUCUGUAGUUGGGAUUGUUACUGAUCUCAAGAGUUACAGACCUUUUAAGACAGAUUUCUGAGAGCCUUUGAAUCAAAUAAAUUCCCGCAAUAGGGAUCCAGUUAUAUAAUUGGAUGUUGUAACGUAAUCUUUUAAGUUAGUUAAGUGUUAUAUAUGAAAUCUUCUACCCAGAACAUCGGUUGAGUUCGUAUUCUUGUUCAUAAUACAUUAGUGAAUUCAAUAUUGGACUGCCCA